AUGGCACCUAACUCAUCUCCCCCUCUACCUCGAUCUCUCAGCUCCUUGAUGGGCGAUCCCGCUACCCCAUCAUCCUCUCAACGUCCUGCAACUCCAGUCACUUCUCCAUGCAAGGCGACGGACGCAAAGAACGCCAUCAUGGGGGUCGUGUAUUCUGCUUGGGAGGUGUUGCGUGAGGCAGAGCCUCUUGAUCCAGCCAUGGAUUUUGAAUUCCUUAUACGCAAGUUCCUUUCUGCUCUGCAUAAUCUUCACGCUUUCUCGGACUCAGUGUCGCAAAUGCACUAUGCCCGGUUUUGCCAAAAGGCCCAAGCACAUCUUGACUCCUUUGUCCAAUCAUCAUGGCUGUCGUGGUGUGAGGAAUUGAUCUCACCUGAGUGGGCUGCUGCCUUCUCGGCAAUCAAGGAACUGAGCCCUCCUCCAGUGACUGAAGCUUCUAUGCAUACUGCUUCCGAUACUGGCGAGGUCGUGGCCUCCGGCUCUCUGACCGCUUUCACCAGUGCUGAUGACUCCCUUCCAGCUGCCUUUCUGGCACCUUCCUCCAUGGUAGCUGCUUCUGUUGUGGCUGUGGCUGCUCAAGGUGUUCCCAUUCCAAAGUUCGAGUUCCAGGCUCGUGUGACCAACCCAGUCACUAUCGACCCUCCUUCUGACUCCGAUACUGCAGCCAUGGAGGUCGAAAUUCUGCUUGCUACCAUGGUCACCCAACCCCCUUCUGUGCCAGUCUCUGAGACCAUCGAGCUCUCCAGCAAUGAUGAGGAUGACAGCGACAGUGAUGAGGUCGAGUUCAUUGGUGGCACGAUCCCCAACUUGUCUCCAGUGCAUCCGAAGAAGGGCAAGGGUCACGGUCGCAAGUUCUUCAAAGCUUCCAGAAUGACUACAACCUCAGAGGACCAGUAUGUGCACAUGCCUGUGUGCACCUUUCACAAUCACUUCCUCCCCCCAGAGUAUCUCCCAGCUUGGCAGAAGCUGUCUAUCGCUUGCUUGAAGGACUGGCCCCUGCCCAAGAUGCUGGAUGCUUCCAUGAUUGCGAAGGCUUCCAGUCACCAGGGUGACUACGAUGAGCAGAUGCAUGAUGCGAACACUGCUGGCAGUGAUUACACUGUGGAGCUCGAGCUUCCGCUGGACACAUCAAUUGAUGAAUAUGAGACUGUGAUUGCUCUGGCCCCACGCCUUCAUAGGCCUCCCUCCUUUCUCGUUUUGUUCCUGGCUAACUGA
Messenger RNA from Laetiporus sulphureus 93-53, 1212 nucleotides. RefSeq lists its product as uncharacterized. NCBI's taxonomy places the organism in Eukaryota, Fungi, Basidiomycota, Agaricomycetes, Polyporales, Laetiporaceae. The transcript has 5 exons. The coding region runs from base 1 to 1212 and encodes 403 amino acids. The record is from RefSeq and is a predicted model, not a curated record.